AUGGCACUGACGCAAAAACUUCGCAUUAUUAUUGGUAGUGUAGUAACUAUAGUGGUCAUUGGACUUGUAGUUGGUAUUACUGUUGGAGUUGUUGUUGGAAGACGAAAACCUGCAACAAUAACAGUUGAAAAACGAGCGCUUCAGAUACUUGAAAAUAAUCCAUUAAUUGACGGGCACAAUGAUUGGGCAUGGGCUUUUCGUUCGCGUUUUCAAAAUAGCAUAAAUAAUCUGGAUUUAAACAAUAUGACUCAAUACAAAUUUGAAAGAAAUAUAUUAAUACAUACGGAUAUAACACGUUUACGACAAGGACAAGUUGGAGGACAGUUUUGGUCUAUCUAUACCAGAUGUGAUCAUCAAGGAAAGGAUGCAACGAUAAGUUUUUUGGAACAAAUCGAUCUAAUGAAUCGAAUUAUAGCUAAACAUCCAGAUGUAUUUCAAAUGGCUAAAACUGCUCAAGAAGUUCGACAAGCAUUUAGUGCUAAACGUAUAGCAAGUUUAUUUGGUGUCGAAGGUGGACAAGCUAUUGAAAGUUCAUUUGGUAUUUUGAGAAUUUUCUAUCAAUUGGGUGUACGAUAUAUGACAUUAACGCAUAAUUGUAAUACUCCAUGGGCUGAUCAAAAUCAAGUCGAUCGAGUCAAUUCGACAUUGAUAAAAAAUAAUGGUUUAACAGCAUUUGGCAAAAAAGUCAUAGAGGAAAUGAAUCGACUUGGCAUGUUAGUCGAUCUAGCACAUGUUUCGAAACAAACAAUGUUAGACGUACUUAACAUAUCUCGAUCACCAAUUAUUUUUAGCCAUUCAUCAGCUUAUUCGUUAUGUAAUCAUACAAGAAAUGUUCAAGACGAUGUUCUUGAAUUAGUCAAAAAAAAUCAAGGCUUAGUUAUGGUUACAUUUGCUCCUGGUUUUAUCACAUGUAAUAGUUCGAAUGAUGGAAGCAUUGCUGAUGUUGCUGCACAUAUAAAUCAUAUACGAAAAAUAGCCGAUAUUGACAGUGUAGGCAUUGGUGGCGAUUACGAUGGCGUUGACGUUUUACCAACUGGCCUUGAAGAUGUGUCAAAAUAUCCAAAGCUAAUUGAAUAUUUAAUAGAUCAAGGAGAUUGGACAGACGAUGAUAUUAUUAAACUUGUUGGUGGUAAUAUUUUACGAGUUUUGGAAAAAAAUGAACAAAUAGCACAAGAACUCCAAAAGACAAUGAAACCACAUGAAAGUUUAAUAGAACGCAAUGAAUUAGAAGUAUAUAAUCUCACGCAAUGCCGCUAUUUAGAUAUGUAUACGACUACUGUUUGA
Rotaria socialis is the source of this 1284-nucleotide messenger RNA. The record is from the annotation of a GenBank genome assembly. Lineage: Eukaryota; Metazoa; Rotifera; Eurotatoria; Philodinida; Philodinidae.